AUGAAUGCUGAUACAUUAGCUGAUGCUCUUGAUAAUUUAUCAAUACCAAUUGAAUUAUUACCAAUGGUACGGGAACCAUUACCAGCACCAACAACGCAAGAUGAUAAUAUUCAGUACGUUUAUUUUUAGAUAUUUUCUAAAAUGAGUGUCGAGGGCAUGAUACUGAUUAGAAUCGACUUUUUACAUCUUCGUGUUUUUGCUCUAAUAUGUCCACGAAAUUGUGAAAUGAGAUUGUGAUAAAUUUAUAGCAAAAAAAAUUUCAGAGAUUCACAUAUGUGACAUACACUCUUGAAUAGCAUCGACAGACAUUGAUUUGAAUAGUUAUAUAGAAUGUCCGUAGACUAUCAAUAUUUGCAGAAGCAAUCUAACCUAAGAAAAGAACUCAUUAGUAUUUUUUUUGAACGAAUAACACACAACAUAUUCAUUUAUGUUUAAUGUACAUUUACGAACAGGGAUGUGCCCAUGAGGAUCGGGAAGGGUAUCGCAUCUCCCACUUUUGAAAAAAUUUCAUUUUUUCUAGCAAAAAUUGAUUUUUAUUCAAAAAUAGGUUUUAAAGGGAAAAAAAUGUUUCAUCUCUCCCACUUUAAAAAAAUUAUAUCCAUUCCACCAGUUUUCAAAAAAAUUCUUUUGGACUUUCGCCCCUCUCCGUCCCAUUUUUUAUGCCACAUCCAUUA
Molecule: messenger RNA, 674 nt
Organism: Rotaria sp. Silwood2
Lineage: Eukaryota; Metazoa; Rotifera; Eurotatoria; Philodinida; Philodinidae
Source: the annotation of a GenBank genome assembly